GCUUAUUAGCUUCCCUGUUUAUAUUGGGCCAUGUCUAUGGAAACAUAAAAUCUGUCUCCCCCCCACCCCUUUCCUUCUUCUCUGUAUCUGUCUAUCUCUCUUCUUCUCCCUCGUUUCUUCGCCCGAAACUUGCGUCAAUAAUCGGUCAUGCAUGCCGUCUGAUUGCUGCUAACGGAACCCGGCGAGGUACUAUUAUUUGCUCGAUUUUCCGUUUCGUCGCCGAUUCGGUUUUUUUUUUUUUUUGGGGGGGGGGGGGGGCGCGUUUUGGGUAGUUGCUGGGUCAGAUCUGGUUGUUUUUGCUCUCAUAUGUUGAUUUGAGAGAGAUUUUGGGUUUUAAAAAUUGUUUCUUCGGCAUCUAUUACUCAAUUUGGGAUGGUUUUGAACGGAAUUUUAAAACUAUAGGGGUUUUGGGUGUUUUUGGCUGCGUCUAUGGAAGAGGGACGAAGAUAUGGUGACCCGUCAGGGUUUUUGGUGAAAAAUAGGAGCUCUUCGGGUUGUUUGAUUGUGAGAAAAAAGGGUAAUGACGGUGUAGGAGGAGUGGGUUCUUCUGGUUCACGAAAGGUUUUUGAGUCCAAGAAGGAGAAGAAGAGGGCUAGGAUGGAUACGAGUGAUUCAGGGUCUAGUGAUGAGCUGCUAAUGCCACCUCGAAGAAACCUAGACCCUGGAACUUUACGUGUUUGUAAUGGUUCGAGUUUUUAUGGUAAGGAUAUUGUAGAACAGGAUGAUACUGGUAGGAAGAGGAGUAGGGGAGAGAAUGCUAGGAGUAAUGAGGUUGAUGUGAUCGGUAGGAAUGGGGACGACUUCAGUGAGCGGAUGAGGAAUAGGUUAGAUGUGUUUGAGUUUGACGGAUAUGAUGGGAAUGAUGGAGAAAUGAUGAGGAGGAAGCACUUUGAUGAAGGUGGGAUGGAAGGGAGGAGGUUUUUUGGGUCAGUGAUGGUGGGGAGAAGUGGCAUUGAAAGGGAAUACGAGACGGGAUUGACUAGACAUCCUAUUGUUGAUAGAAGAAAGAGUUCAUAUUUUGGGAGGACAAGCAGGUUAAAUAGGGGGGAUCAUGGUGACAGAGAUUCGGUUCAUCCAUCUACAUCAUUUUAUAAGGAUAAAUAUGAUUCAGAUGAGCCAAUUAGGGUUCAGGGGAAAAAUGGUGUCUUAAAGGUAAUGGUGAAUAAGAAAAAGUUGGGUGGGUCUUUGAAAAGUUAUGACCUCUUGGAAUCAGAGGAAAAGAGAAAGGGUUUGAGGAUGGAAGAUACUGUCAAGAGGAAUGUUCUAAUCCGUCCUUCGUUUUAUCCAGAGUCUAAAAGUGCUGACAAAGCUAGUUCAUUUGUUGGGACACUGGAAAAACCAAUGAAUAUGCCGAGAUCGUCAGCUAAGAACUCGUCAACUAGGAAUGGUAAGGUCAGAGAUUCAGAGGAUAGUGAUACAUCUUUAAAAUUGGGACUGAAGAAUAUGGAGGCUCCUAAUUCUUUGAAAAUGCCAUUGCCAACUAGGAAUUGUAAGGGCCGUGAGGUAGAUUCAGAAGACAGUGAUACAUCAUUGAAACUGGGGCUAAGGAAUGCAGAAGUUCAUAAAUCUAUGAAAGGGACAAGCAUUGGUGGUGAAAUAACCACAUGCGAUCAGUUUCCAUCUACUAGAGUUAAGGAAGGCAAAGUUAAGCGUGGUAGUGGCACAGAAAAGCAGAAGUUGCGAGAACGAAUCAGGGGAAUGCUUCUGAAUGCAGGCUGGACGAUAGACUAUAGACCAAGAAGGAACAGAGACUACCUAGAUGCUGUUUACAUAAACCCCACAGGAACAGCUUAUUGGUCCAUCAUCAAGGCAUAUGAUGCACUUCUAAAGCAAUUAAAUGAUGAAGAACUGGCAAAAUCUAAGGUUGAUGGUUCUCCAUUUACACCACUAUCAGAUGAGGUGCUCAGCCAACUAACAAGGAAGACUCGGAAGAAGAUUGAGAAAGAAAUGAAAAGGAAGCAAAGGGACAGCAGUGAAAGUGAGAAUGCACGAGAAACUGCUGCAAGAAAGUCUUCAAGUUCCAGGCAUGAUGAGGAAAGCAUGGAUAGUGGCAGCCAUGAAGAGAAACUGAGCUCCUUCAUAAAACAGGGUGGUAAGUCAUUGAAGAGUAGAACAAAUGGCAACGGUUCUCUCAAUGUAAACACAAAAGGUCAAAGUUCCACUCAUCAUCUGCAUGAUGGCAUGGAGAAAGUGCCAUCUGGAUCCAAUUCUCAUCAAGGAAGAAAAAGUAGAAAACUUGGCAGAUGUACUUUGUUGAUACGGAAUUCUAAUGAAAGGCUAAACUCAGAGAGUGAUGUCUUUGUUCCUUAUUCUGGCAAACGGACACUGCUCUCCUGGCUGAUUGAUUGUGGAAUUGUGCAGUUGAGCCAAAAGGUGCGCUACAUGAAUCGUCGACGAACAAAAGUAAUGCUGGAGGGCUGGGUUACAAGAGAUGGUAUUCAUUGUGGUUGCUGUAGUAAAAUCCUCACAGUUUCAAAGUUUGAGAUCCAUGCAGGGAGCAAACUACGCCAACCAUUUCAAAAUAUAUAUCUUGAUACUGGGGUUUCCCUUCUGGAGUGCCAGAUUGAUGCAUGGAAUAGACAGGAGUCGAUUGAGCACGUUGAUUUUCAUUCUGUAGACAUUGUCGGUGAUGAUCCAAAUGAUGAUAUUUGUGGCCUCUGUGGCGAUGGUGGGGAUUUGAUAUGUUGUGAUGGUUGUCCAUCAACAUUUCAUCAGAGCUGCCUCGAUAUACAGAUGUUGCCCCCAUGUGAUUGGCAUUGUCCAAAUUGUACAUGCAAAUUUUGUGGGAUAGCCAGUGAGAACAUUUUUCAGGGAGAUGAUGCAACUACUUGUGAACUUCUUACUUGCAGCAUGUGCGCGAAGAAAUAUCACAAAACAUGCAUACUGGAGAUUGAUGCUCUUUCCACUGAUACCGGUAGUUCAUUCACUUGUUUUUGUGGGAAGACAUGUAGAGAGCUUUUUGAGCAAUUGCAGAAGUAUCUUGGGGUCAAACAUGAACUUGAAGCAGGAUUUUCAUGGUCUCUCAUUCAUAGAACAGACUUAGACCUGGAUAUAUCUCCUCAGGGAUUUCCUCAAAGAGUAGAGUGCAAUUCGAAGUUGGCUGUUGCUCUGUCUGUUAUGGAUGAAUGCUUUUUGCCUAUUGUUGACAGGAGGAGUGGGAUCAACUUAAUCUGUAAUGUUCUUUAUAACUGCAGAUCAAACUUUAAUCGGCUGAAUUAUACUGGUUUUUAUGCUGCUAUUCUGGAGAGGGGUGAUGAAAUAAUUUCUGCUGCAUCCAUCAGGUUUCAUGGAACUCAGUUGGCAGAAAUGCCAUUCAUUGGAACACGCCAUAUAUAUAGGCAUCAAGGGAUGUGCCGUCGGCUUUUUUGUGCCAUUGAAUCGGCACUGUGCUCCUUGAAGAUUCAGAAACUGAUUAUCCCUGCAAUUUCUGAACUUACUCAUACAUGGACAAAGGCUUUUGGUUUCACCAUUCUUGAUGAAUCACUCAAGCAACAAUUGAAGUCUAUGAAUAUAUUGGUGUUCGCUGGCAUAGAUAUGUUACAGAAGCAGCUAUUGGACCAGGAAAAUAUUGAUGGGAACAGGACUACCAGCUCAGGUGCAAAAAGAAUGGAAUUCAAAGAUGGUGAAAGUAUUAAAUGUGAGGUGGCAGUUAAAUCUGAUAUUGAUUCAGGGGAUAAGUUAGAUGAAGCUGCUUUGGUGAAGAAAAGUCAAUACAUCUCUGACACAAGUCAUUAUCUGGACAAGAUGGCCAAUAAAGCGAAUUCAGAUUCUCUUGCUGGAGAUAAUAAUCAGUCUUAUAAUCAGGGUGAUGCAUCUCCUACAAAUUCUGAUUCCCGUUUUCUGGGUGUUUCCUUAGAUGAUACUUCUGUGAUGAGCAGUUCUUUAGUUGCUUCUAGUGAACUUAAAACUUUAGGUGCAAUUGGGAGGAAUACAUGUGCUGAUUCUGAAUCAGGGGACAAGAUAGAUGAGUUGCCAUCUGAUAGGAAAUGUCUCAUUAUCUCUGAUACAAGUGGUGAUAGACAGGAGGAAAAUAAAUUGGAAGUGGCUUCUUCUGUCAAAGAUAAUAUUCAGCCUUGUGAAGAGGGCGAUAUUGGGAUUGCCCAUGCAUUAAAACUAAAUGAGUCUACUUCUGAUGAACUUAAAAUCUCAAUAGAAGGGACUAAAGCUGUUGAUUGUCAUUUAGAGGAUGAGUUUUCAGAACUAGCUUCCAAGGGGAAACAUCAGUUUGACUCCGGUGCAAAUCAUCGUGCAAUGGAGAUGCAAACUAAGCCUGUAGUGAAUUCUCACAUUGAGGAUAGAUCCCAGUCUGGACCAGAGGAUGUACACACAGUAAAUGUUGAUGUGGCUGGUCUUGCAGUUGUCCCUUCCACAAUAGAAACAACAGUUGACAACUCCAGUGAGAAAGUAGAUAACUCCAUUGAGAAAGUUGGUAACUCCAUUAUCUCCGUUUUGAUGUCCAAUGGUGCUGAUGAGAGUUCCAUGCAAGUUAACUUUGAUCCAAAUGAUGAAAUAGCCUGAGAGGGGAAGCAAGUUAGAUGUGGCUUCAGAAGCUGUUUCUGAAAGCAUUGUGAAGUGAGUGUUCCACAUGCUGUUGCAGAUAAUUUCAGGAAUGACGUGUGGUUGAAGGGAAAACUGAAUCAUGCUCUGUUUGAUGCUUUCAGAAUAUUCAUGUUCAGUGUUCUCUUUGCCACUUGAAUAAAUUAUCAAUGUGGAAUGCAGCGAUUGUACAUGAGUGCUGGGCCAUUGGUGCUUCUACCUUUGAUAUUAGCAAGAAAUUAUAGGUUUCUGAUGAGAAGUAAUUAGUUUUGCUGCGUAUGAUUUUAAAGGUUCUGGUUUAACUGUCGAGGAUAUCAAAAUUAACUCGGUGCUGACACCUUCAAAUUGGGCUCUUGGUGGAAGUAAUUGGUGCCAUAUGAGCUUGAAGUCUGAGGAGAAGUUGCUUCUGUGAAAACACAUCUUCUGUUGGUUGUUGGGCAGAUGCUUUGAAUUUUGCUGGCCAAUUUUCUCAUGCCUUUUUCAGCGUGUACAUAUCCGGAUCUGCCAAGUUCCACAUUCAUAGUUUCUGUGGAAGUCUUGUAUUAAUUCAUUUUUAUGUAGCAACGCCCUUUAUAUCUAUGUUAACUUGUCACAUCAGGUGGUUGCAGACAGAUUUUGAAUAGCAUUUUUCUUGUAAUUAUAACCUUCGUUCCAUAUGCCAGCAUUUGUUCGUAUAAUUUAUGUCAGCUGCAAGUUCUGUGCACA
This is a messenger RNA of Hevea brasiliensis (rubber tree), 5241 nucleotides long. RefSeq lists its product as uncharacterized. Gene Ontology annotation, molecular function: transcription corepressor activity. Gene Ontology annotation, biological process: negative regulation of DNA-templated transcription. The record is from RefSeq and is a predicted model, not a curated record. Lineage: Eukaryota; Viridiplantae; Streptophyta; Magnoliopsida; Malpighiales; Euphorbiaceae. The transcript has 9 exons. The coding region runs from base 430 to 4518 and encodes 1362 amino acids.